Zerene cesonia (dogface butterfly) is the source of this 1463-nucleotide messenger RNA. It is a transcript of the gene Argl, whose product is annotated as argininosuccinate lyase. The record is from RefSeq and is a predicted model, not a curated record. Lineage: Eukaryota; Metazoa; Arthropoda; Insecta; Lepidoptera; Pieridae. Gene Ontology annotation, cellular component: cytosol. The transcript is spliced from 8 exons. Gene Ontology annotation, molecular function: argininosuccinate lyase activity. The coding region runs from base 1 to 1410 and encodes 469 amino acids.
AUGUCAGAGAACAGAUAUCAGUUAUGGGGUGGUUGUUUUGAAGAAGAGGCCUCACAGGAUCUGAGGCACUUAAACGAUUCCCUAGCAGUAGACAGUCGGCUCUUUCGGGAAGAUAUUCGGGGUAGCAGUGCUUGGGCUCAAGAGCUGAAUAAAAGCAAACAUCUUUCCGAUGAUCAUUACAUUGCUAUUAUUGAAGGUUUGAAAAAAGUUGAAAUCGACAUCGAAAGAGAUUUAAAUAGAAGUGGUCGUCUCUUAGAUAAAGAAGAAGAUAUACAUUCCGUAGUGGAACGGCGGCUUCAAGAAUAUGCAGGUGAUGCAGCUUUGCAUUUACACACGGCUCGGAGUAGAAAUGAUCAGUCUGUCACAGAUACAAAACUCUGGAUGCUUAAUUCUGUAAAAAAUAUAAAAAAAGAACUAUUACAUCUUAUUUCGGUAGUGUCGAAACGUGCAGAAAAUGAAAUAAAUGUAAUUGCACCGGGAUACACUCAUCUUCAGCGAGCCCAACCUAUACGAUGGAGUCACUUUAUGCUUAGCUAUGCUUGGCUACUAAAAGACGAUGUUUGUCGUCUAAAUGAACAAGUUAAGCGCUUGUCAAUAUGCCCACUCGGCAGUGGCGCCAUAGCUGGCUGUGCUUUGCCGAUUGAUCGUGUGAGAUUAGCCCAUAGUCUGGGAUUUAAUGAUAUCACACCUAACUCUAUGUUUGCCGUUGGAUCAAGAGAUUAUAUUGUUGAAUUUCUUAAUUGGGCUGCACUGUGUUCAGUGCAUCUAAGUAGACUAGCGGAAGAUUUGAUAAUAUACAGCACUCAAGAGUUUGGAUUUGUACAGUUAUCUGAUAAAUUUUCUACUGGAUCCAGUUUAAUGCCCCAGAAACGUAAUCCUGAUGGUUUAGAAUUAGUGAGAGGGGCUGCAGGAAUGCUUUUAGGUGACAGCUUUUCAUUUAAUUGCACUCUUAAAGGUUUGCCCAGCACUUACAAUAAAGACUUGCAGGUCGACAAGGAAAUUACGUUUAGAUCUUAUGACAGAUUAAUGCACUGCAUAAAAGUAAUGAAUGGAACUAUAAGAACUAUGACCGUUAAUCAAGACAAAGCAAUUGGGCUCCUGGAUUCUAGCAUGUUAGCUACAGACCUCGCGCACGCGCUCGUCCGGCGUGGCGUACCAUUUCGAAAAGCACAUCAUAUUGUAGGGUUCGUGCUCAGACGCGCUGCCGCCUUAGGAGUAGAUCUAAAGCACAUGCCUCAUAAGGAAUACAUUGCUAUAUGCCCAGAAUUUGGAUCUCAAGAGGAGCUAGAGAAAAUAUUUUCAUGGGAAUCUAGUGUGGAGCAAUAUACAAGCGCCGGAGGAACUUCGCGCGACGCGGUUUGGAAUCAGCUGCAGUUGUUACAGAAAUGGUUACAAGAUGAGCAUUGUUAGACUAUAACAUUGUAUUGAAUAAAUGUACUGGGAUAUUCAUUUUACAUUCUCAA